UCUGUUUUCCAUGUGAACGCGAACAGCAGCUGAGAAAGAAGGAAAAACCGCUGCCGUUUCUUUAACGAAGUGCAGUAAAAAGACGUUUUGAAUUUAUAAAACAGUAUUUUAUGUACAAAUUUGGAAACAAUUUGUGUUACGUUUUAUUGUAAAGUGCUGGAUUGAAACUUACUAAUGCUCGAGAUAAAGUCGCAAUGAAACGAGCCCUACCUUCUUUUUUGCAUGCUAGAGAAAACAGCGUAGACCGGAGGAUGCGUCCUCGCCCGAAUACUCGGGUCAACUUGGAAAGUCUAAUGUCCAACGACAGCCAGAGUUCGUCCUCGCGGUCCUCUUCUCCAUCCCACAGAAGCAGCUCGCCAAUACCGCCGGAAAGUGGCCAUCAAGAGCUGGCGAAAGACAAUGAAACCGUCAAGGUGUGUCUUCGCUUACGACCCCACUUGCGGAAUAAUCCGUACAAGGCAGCAUUCAGGAUCCAUGAAAAUUCGCUCUUGGCCAGAAAUGUCGAUGAUAAUUCUACGGAACGGCAGUACACUUUCAGCGAAAUAUUCGACGAUACAGUGUCACAGGCUGAGGUAUACGAUAGAUGCAUCAAACCCGCUAUGAGGAACAUUUCCGGAGAACGAGGCGCCACAUUUCUAACUUAUGGCACAUCUGGUUCAGGAAAAACUUACACUCUGCUCGGGAACCAUGCCAACCCUGGUAUUGUGCCAAGAGCUAUUGAGCAAGUCUUCAUGGAGAAUGCAAAUUGCAUCUCACCACAUCCCGGUCUAAAAGUUGACAAAACAUCAGUCAGCUUCCUCGAUGAUGACUCAGUUUGCAGAGAACUAAAAAAGGUCGAAUCCAUGAAGAAAAUGUUACAGUACCAUGAUGCUGGCCACUCCAGAAUGAAGUCUAUAAUUCGGAAAGAGCAUGAUUUUCAAACUUCUAAAGAUCCAGAUCUUCGAGUGUUUAUCUGGGUAUCUUUUGUAGAAAUCUAUAAUGAAAAUGUGUUUGAUCUGCUCGGGCAGGAUUCAAUUUUCGGUAAAAGAAAGCCGAUGAAAAUUCUAUCCAACGAAGGAAACGCUUACAUAAAGGAUCUUUCGUGUGUUUUCGCCGGAAGCAGUGAGGAUGCCUACAACAUACUUCAGUUCGGUCUUCAAAGUGCAACGUACGGAUCAACAGACGUCAAUAGCAAUUCCAGUCGAUCUCACAGUAUUUUCUUCAUGACUGUGGUAUCGUAUUCCCUAGCGACACAACUCAUCAACUAUUCCGUCUACAAGUUCUGUGAUCUAGCUGGAUCAGAACGUCUCAAAAAGACCGGCAAUUUUGGCGACCGCCUCAAAGAAGCACAGAAGAUCAACACCUCACUGAUGGUGCUUGGUAGAUGCUUGGAAACCGUCCACAAGAACCAGAAAUCCAAGAAACUCGCCGAGAUAGUUCCAGUACGCGAUUCAAAACUUACCAUGCUGAUACAGUCAGCCUUGCUUGGCAAGGAAAAGCUUUCCAUGAUCGUUAAUCUUUAUCCCACCGAAGAAUACUACGAUGAAAAUCUAAACGUCCUAAACUUCUCAUCCAUCGCCAAACAAAUUGUCCUGCAGAGAAAACCGACCCAACGACGAGACCGAACUACGCGCUACUCGUUCUUCUUGGCACAGGCCACAAGCAGUCCGUCGGCUAAGAUCGAUUGGAAUCAACUUAUGGUGGAGAAUGAAAGUUUAAAGCAGGAAUUGGCUUACGAAUCGAACGUCUAUCGAGAGCAGCUGGCGGACAAAGCACUGGAAAUCCAGCAACUGAAGCGGGAAAUCUUCGACCAGGAAUUACAGCUACGCAACGAACUAACGGACGAUUUCGAAUCGUACUGCGCUCAACGGGAAGCAACAUUCCAAACUCGGCUCAAGCAGGCCCGGGAGGCCGCUGUUUUGCCCUAUAAACUACAGAUUACGAAUUUAAAUGCCAAAAUAGAACACCUCAAAAACGUUAUCACUGAUAUGGAGUACGAAGAGGACGAGUAUGAGAAAAAACUUAAAGCCUACCAGGAAGAGCUCCAGAAGUAUCGCGAAAAAGAGAAGCGAACGAGAAGAUUGUCAUUGUAAAUAGUUGAUAAUUUUAUGUCACUUUAAAUGUUAUUUUUAUUUCAAACAAUGAUCAGUUGUAUACUUA
Molecule: messenger RNA, 2139 nt
Organism: Aedes aegypti (yellow fever mosquito)
Lineage: Eukaryota; Metazoa; Arthropoda; Insecta; Diptera; Culicidae
Gene: sub
Product: kinesin-like protein subito
Exons: 4
Coding region: 195-2072 (625 amino acids)
Biological process (GO): microtubule-based movement
Cellular component (GO): kinesin complex; microtubule; nucleus
Molecular function (GO): microtubule binding; microtubule motor activity; ATP hydrolysis activity
Source: RefSeq, a predicted model, not a curated record